ACUUGAAAAUUGAACAAAAGGAAGUGACACAGAAGUUUAAAGCCUUUAACAUAAUGGAGGGAGGUUUCCGGAAAGAAGAUGCUGAGAAACUGAUCACAGCAGAAAUGUUGAAUCAUAUUGGAAAGGACAUGAAGUCCAGCAGCACAAGACUCCUCAGUUUUUUGGCUUUGAUAAACUCAUAUGUCCCAGAUUCACAUUUAUCGAAGCUUUUUUGUGAGGAAUUCAUUUCCAAAACAGAACAGCGAUUCAAUGAGGAAAACCCCAACCUUGAAACGAUAAUGAAGCCUUUUGAGGGUCUCAUAAUAACAUACUCAGAAGGAGAACAAGAAGACCAGUGCAUUCGUCUGGCACAUCCAAUGAUUGCUGAUGCCUGUCUAAAAAUACUAACUGAGCACAAACUGACAAGAUUUGACAUUGCUCUUGACUUCUUGAACAGCAUGGUGAAAGGAAACGAGAGUAAUUAUGGACAAAUUUGCAAGAAUAUAUUAAUCACAAGACAAGGAAAGGAACAGUUUUCCAGACUGAUUCUUGACAUCAUGUAUGAAAGGGGAAAUAAUCGUAAACAAUGCAUUCAUUUGUUGGAAUUGGCUGCAAAUUUGUUUUCCACAGAGCCUUAUUAUCCUCAAACACUUGCACGUUUUUAUUACAUUAAAGUAAAAGAGGACAGCAAAUAUGAAAAGGCAGAAGAAUGGGCAGAAGAGGCCAUUAAACGAGAUCCUAAUAAUUCUUGUGUUAGGGACACAUUGGGGCAAGUUCUCAAAAACCAACUGCUGAGUGAAACUAAAAAGCCAUCCUCAGACUUUGAAGAGUGUUUGGCCAUUGCAAAGUCUGCCAUUGAUGCAUUUAAAAAAGAAGAGGAAGCAGCUGAAAAUGACCCAGAAGACAACACCACAUUCAACUAUAGCGGGCUGUUGGGGUUUCUCCAGGUUUGCAAGAUUAUGAAUGAUACAAGGUUUGCUAAAUCAUACGUGCGUAAUAAGCACAUCGAUUUCAUCAAAGCUGUCAAAGGUGAUAUUGAGAUGAAAUAUGAUUUCUUUGAAUGGUAUCUGGCAUUCUCAAAACCAAGGAUCAAUAAAGAGGAACCAGUCUACAUUCAUAGAGAUGUUGAAAAUUGCUACAAGAAAUAUUUUAAACAGAGAGAGCAGACUGAUGAAGCGACCCUGAAUGAGAAAAAGAUGAAGUCUUUCGGAGGACUGCUUCAUUUCCUAAAAUCAGACAUCAAUGUGCUUAAACGACAUAAAAGUACAUUUGAUAACCCACAAUCUGAUGAUGAAACCCAAACCGUUCUCUACAUCCUUGCUAACAUCAUCUUGAGUCAAUCGGGUGAUCCGUGUGAAAAAGCAGAAGAUCUUCAGGCCAGGUUACAGAGACUUUGGCUGAGAGAAAUGCAAGACAGAAGCCCAGAGUUUUACCUCUUGAUUCUUUUGCUCUUUUGGGCUGAUGAAGCACCGCCAGGAAUCACAAACCCUCCAAACCUUGAAAAGUGUCUCAGAGGAAUGCAUCAUUCAUACAAGAGUAAGUAUCAGAAAUACCUCCGCGGUCGCUACCUGGUGCCUCUGUUCUUCUUUGGGAAAGGAAAAGGUUUGCGGAGACUGGUUCACACCUCAAAACUAAAUCAAAUUGAUCUGGAGCUCCUCACUGAAGGGGAUGAACACGCAGACGUCGAAUGUCUUCAGCGUAUCAAUGGGGAAGUCAAGAAGGACAGAGUGUUUGCUGUUAAAGAUGGACAACAGAUUAAACUCACUCCUCACAAUCCGUCCAGUGUGUGCAAACCAGGCCAGGUGUCUUUCUACCUGGGCUUCACCAUCAGAGGACCAGUCGCCUUCAACAUCAGAUAUGAAGAGAAAUAGAUCAUGUGAACUGUGUGAUUAAACAGCUGGAGACGGUGACUGUGGGACCGAACGAGUCUCCGAACUCAAAUGUCCUCAGAUGGCACAAAUAUUUAAAUGUCUUCUUAAUUUUUGUGUUUCUUAGUUCUGAGGAAAGAAAGGGAGAAAGACAAGUUGGUAUCAUUUUUAGUUAUAAGUAGAGUUCAGUCAUGGUUCUAUUCACUUAUUUUUAGUGGAAUUCAUGUAUGUUUUAGUGUUUCUUAUAUAUAUAUAUUGGUGGUUUUGGUGGUGGAUCUGGUGGUUAUAAUUAUUUUCAAUUGUUUAAAACACUUAUUAUUUAUUAACCUAAAUGCUGUAGCACACUUUAUGUUUUAUUUAUGUCAAAUACACAUGAGAUGCACUUAUUAUUAUGUGUUAUUUGUUUUGUUUCUUGUUUGGAAUUCUUGUUUGGCCGCAUUUAUUCCAGUAGAAGCCAGAUAAAUUAUUAUGUAAUUUG
Messenger RNA from Carassius gibelio (silver crucian carp), 2325 nucleotides. Its product is annotated as sterile alpha motif domain-containing protein 9-like. The coding region runs from base 54 to 1850 and encodes 598 amino acids. Gene Ontology annotation, molecular function: protein binding. The record is from RefSeq and is a predicted model, not a curated record. Lineage: Eukaryota; Metazoa; Chordata; Actinopteri; Cypriniformes; Cyprinidae. Gene Ontology annotation, cellular component: cytoplasm. The transcript has 2 exons.